Gamsiella multidivaricata is the source of this 714-nucleotide messenger RNA. RefSeq names its product MT-A70-domain-containing protein. The transcript has 2 exons. Gene Ontology annotation, cellular component: RNA N6-methyladenosine methyltransferase complex; nucleus. Gene Ontology annotation, molecular function: methyltransferase activity. The coding region runs from base 1 to 714 and encodes 237 amino acids. Lineage: Eukaryota; Fungi; Mortierellomycota; Mortierellomycetes; Mortierellales; Mortierellaceae. The record is from RefSeq and is a predicted model, not a curated record.
AUGGAUCCGCCCUGGCAGAAUGCUUCUGUUGAUCGAAUGGAGCACUACAGGACGCUAGAUCUCUACGAUCUAUUCAGGAUACCCAUUCUAGAUCUGCUUAGGACAGCAGAGGUGCGUGGUCAACCCGGUAUAGUGGCUGUGUGGAUCACAAAUCGAGCCAAAAUUAAGAGAGUGGUCAUCGAAAAGCUGUUUCCAGCAUGGGGACUUGAGUUGGCGGCACAUUGGACCUGGCUGAAGGUGACAACGGGCGGUGAACCUGUUUUGAGCCUAAAUAAUAGGCACCGCAAACCAUAUGAAGGCAUACUGAUCGGCAGGCAAAAACAGCAGAAGGAGCAAAUGUCUUCCGGUAAAGGACAAGCAUUUGAUUCAGGCUCCAAUAAGAGAUUGCUGGUAAGCGUUCCAGGCCAGCAUUCGAGGAAGCCCUCCCUUAUGAAACUUUUGGAGGAAGAGUUCUUCCCCAGAACUGAUACACCACCUUCCGAUCUGGUCUCUUGUCCCGACUCAAUCGUGGGCGAUAAUCAACCGAGCACAAGGAUACCGUUGAAUCAGCUAGAGCUGUUUGCCAGAAAUUUAGAAGAGGGCGUUCUAUCCUGGGGUAAUGAGCCCAUUCGACACCAGUAUUGCGGGAGGACAUCCAGCAACCCAUAUACUGUCCAAGAUGGCUACCUCGUGACCCUUGACCCUUGUGCGGUCGGCCAAUGCAAUUCUGGCUGA